AUGUCCUUCUUAUCAUUCUCACCAUGUUGCGUCAAAGGUGGUAUACUGCCUGGUGUACCCAGAGGAGAUUAUGAUACUUCCACUUUGAAAAAAGUAGGCGGAUAUCAUGUUAAUUCCUCUGACGGCAUGAUUGGAGACGGGAAAGUCGCUUUGGUCAUCUUUGCUGAUAUUUUUGGUCUUCAAGUCCCAAAUUGUCAGAUUUUAGCGGAUGGAUUUUCAGAUGAAUUGAAAUGUCACGUUUUCGUACCGGACUAUAUCCCAAACCCACCUCCGAAUUCAGCUUUCACACAAGUGGCUAAAACGUUUCCUGAAGAAUACGCGAAUCGACCAUGGUAUAUCAGUUUGAUCGAAUGGAUAAAAACCAUAUUUAAAGCUUGGAAAUGGAUACCGACAUUUCUCUUCCAAGGCAAUCAGAUUAGAUUAGCACAAGCUGCAGUGGAUAAUCUCAUUACGGAAGGCUACACUACGAUAAUGUCAAUUGGGUAUUGCAGGGGAGCAACAAUCCUCGAAUACCUCUUAUCGUCAUCAUCAAAUGUGAUUCAAUGCGCAGUUCUUUGUCACCCAGAACCCAAACCCAGAUUAUACAAUCAUAUAAAUCGACCUACUAUCUGGAAUAUACCUGAUCAUGACACCUUCUUCAAAUCCAACGAGGUAGAUAUUUUGAAGAGAAUAAUGGGGAAAAAAGUGAAAGAUCAAGGAUUGGAAUUUGAAUGUUUCGUACAUAAAGAUACCGUACAUGGAUUCGCCAACCGACCUACUCUAGAUCAUGAAGCUACCAAGAUAGCUUUUGAGAAAGUCAACAAUGAUGCAAUUGAGUUUUUCAAAAGACAUCUUCUGCAAUGA
This is a messenger RNA of Kwoniella shivajii, 843 nucleotides long. RefSeq lists its product as uncharacterized. Bases 1 to 843 code for a protein of 280 amino acids. Gene Ontology annotation, molecular function: hydrolase activity. Lineage: Eukaryota; Fungi; Basidiomycota; Tremellomycetes; Tremellales; Cryptococcaceae. The record is from RefSeq and is a predicted model, not a curated record. The transcript is spliced from 5 exons.